Messenger RNA from Pseudomassariella vexata, 1134 nucleotides. Its product is annotated as Alpha/Beta hydrolase protein. The coding region runs from base 1 to 1134 and encodes 377 amino acids. The transcript is spliced from 2 exons. The record is from RefSeq and is a predicted model, not a curated record. NCBI's taxonomy places the organism in Eukaryota, Fungi, Ascomycota, Sordariomycetes, Amphisphaeriales, Pseudomassariaceae.
AUGUUGCCAAGGCGAAAGGCAGGCCUGGCCACGUCUUCGCUUUCGCCAAAGUCAGCUCUGGCAGGUGUCUCCGCAUCUGAGGUCGAAAGUUUGCCAUACCCGCCGGAUGUCUUGCCUGGUGGGAGGGAUGUCCCCACUUCGUAUGGUUCUAUCCGAGUCUUUGAAUGGGGGCCCGAAAACGGUCAGCAGGUCCUCCUUGUCCAUGGAAUCAGCACUCCUGCGAUAGCCCUUGGUGACCUUGCGCAUGAGCUUGUCGGCCGGGGCUACAGGGUGAUGCUCUUUGACCUCUUUGGCCGAGGAUACUCAGAUGCGCCCAACGACCUCCCGUACGACGUGAGACUCUACGUGACGCAAAUUCUGCUCGUCGUAGCCUCCUCUCGUAUUUCAUGGACCCAUUUCCAUCUUGUCGGAUAUUCCCUUGGCGGGUGUCUCAGUGUGUCGUUCGCAAGAUACUUCCCGCAUCGUUUGGCGUCCUUGAACCUCAUCGCUGGAGGCGGGCUCAUUCGCCCGUAUCAUGUGGGAUGGAAGAGCAAGCUGCUGUAUAACUCGGGGUUGCUGCCCGAAUGGUUGGUACGGUACCUGGUGAAGAGACGGAACCGCCCUGUCGAAAAGCUCCCGAUAGCCGCGAGCCCAACUGACAUCGUCGCGGCCGAAAGCAAGAUGCAACCAGGCAACGGCGAUGCCAGUGGGGGAACGGGGUUCGACGCGGCUUCGAUAUCGAAAUACAGACCAGGCGUCACAGUGUCGUCUGUCGUCGCCUGGCAGCUGGAUCACCACCUCGGUUUCGUCAAUGCGUUCUUGAGCACGAUCAGGACGGCUCACAUCUAUUCUCCGCAGGCUGACUGGAGAGUUUUGGGUUCAAUCCUCGCCGCACGAAGACGGAGUUCUGCGGACGGGACAAUCCUAGCACCCGGGCUGGAGAAGGGCAAAGUUCUGCUCGUCCUCGGGUCUGAUGACCCAGUUAUAGUUUCAGAUGAGACGAUACCAGACGCCAAGGAAGUGCUGGGAGAGGAUGCUGUUGAGUGUGUAGUCCUGACCGGUGGCCAUGAGAUACCAAUCACGAUGAGCACCGAAGUUGCGUCUGUUUUGGACGCCUUUUGGACGGCCGAUAAGGAACUUGAGGUACAAGGAUGA